This is a messenger RNA of Diabrotica balteata, 2181 nucleotides long. Lineage: Eukaryota; Metazoa; Arthropoda; Insecta; Coleoptera; Chrysomelidae. The record is from the annotation of a GenBank genome assembly.
AUGGAGUUGAGUGAAGAUUUUAUAAAAAGAAAACAAAAUGUUUUAAUAUCUGACAAAAAUGAAGAUUCUUUAGAGCACCAUGUUAACAUACAAAUUAAAUCAGAAGUCGAAGAAUGCAUGUUUGAGUCCAUGUUUGAAAGUAAUUACACAGAUGGUUCUAUAUCAGAUUGUUCGACCGAUAUUAAAAUAGAAGAACACGUGUUACAUCAUGAAAUAAGUGACCCAUUCCCUGCCAUUACCAUGCAAGAAGUUAAAACAGAAAUCAAAAAAGAACUCCUUGAAUAUAAUUUAGAAGUAAACCAUGGGUGUGGUACUAUAUUUAAAAGUAAUAAUAUGAAAAAUUUAGACUCAGAGAGAGAUGCAACAUUCCAGAUAGGAGCCUCAAAGGAGAUAGAUCAUGAAAAACCUUGUUUACCUCAGAACGAGAUUAAAACAAAAUUAGAAAGAUCGUUGGGGAAUACACGGGAAAAUUCGUACAAUUGUGAAACAUGUGUGAAGAAAUUUACAGCAUUGAGAUAUUUAAAAAGGCAUUUGAAAGUGCACUCUGGAAUGACUUACGAGUGUGAAGUCUGUUCAAAGCAAUUUAAUCAAAAUGAACAUUUGAAAAAGCAUUUAAGGAUAUGCACUGGCGACAAGCCUUACAAAUGCGAAAUUUGUUUUACGCAAUUUACGCAAGCAGGAACUUUAAAAAAGCAUUUAACAAUACACACUGGAGAAAGGCCUUACAAGUGUGAAAUUUGUUCUAAGCAAUUUAGUCAAAUUGGAGAUUUAAAAAAGCAUUUAAGGAUACACACUGGCAAAAAGCCUUACAAGUGCGACAUUUGUUCUAUGCAAUUUACUCAAGUAGGAACUUUAAAAAAUCAUUUAACAAUACACACUGGAGAAAGGCCUUACAAGUGUGAAAUUUGUUCUAAGCAAUUUGUUCACAUUGGACAUUUGGAAAAGCAUUUAAGGAUACAUACGGGAGAAAAACCUUACAAGUGCGAAAUUUGUUUUAAGCAAUUUAGUGAAGCAGGAACUUUAAAAAGGCAUUUAAGGAUACACACUGGAGAAAAGCCCUACAAGUGUGAAACUUGUUCUAACCAUUUUAGUCAAAUUGGACAUUUGGAAAAUCAUUUAAGGAUACACACUGGAGAAAAGCCUUACAAGUGCGAAAUUUGUUUUAAGCAAUUUACUCAAAUUGGACAUUUGAAAAUGCAUCAUUUAAGGAUACACACUGGCGAAAAGCCUUACAAGUGUGAAAUUUGUUUUAAGCGAUUUAGUGAAGCAGGAACUUUAAAAAAGCAUUUAAGGAUACACACUGGAGAAAGUCCUUACAAGUGUGAAAUUUGUUCUAAGCAAUUUGGUCAAAUUGGACAUUUGGAACAGCAUUUAAGGAUACAUACUGGAGAAAAACCUUACAAGUGCGAAAUUUGUUUUAAGCAAUUUACUCAAAUUGGACAUUUGAAAAUGCAUCAUUUAGGGAUACACACUGGCGAAAAGCCUUACAAGUGUGAAAUUUGUUUUAAGCGAUUUAGUGCAGCAGGAACUUUAAAAAAGCAUUUAAGGAUACACACUGGAGAAAGUCCUUACAAGUGUGAAAUUUGUUCUAAGCAAUUUGGUCAAAUUGGACAUUUGGAAAAGCAUUUAAGGAUACAUACUGGAGAAAAACCUUACAAGUGCGAAAUUUGUUUUAAGCAAUUUAGUGAAGCAGGAACUUUAAAAAGGCAUUUAAGGAUACACACUGGAGAAAAGCACUACAAGUGCGAAAUUUGUUUUAAACAAUUUACUGAAGCAGGAACUUUAAAAAAGCAUUUAAGGAUACACACUGGAGAAAGGCCUUACAAGUGUGAAAUUUGUUCUAAGCAAUUUGGUCAAAUUGGACAUUUGGAAAAGCAUUUAAGGAUACACACUGGCGAAAAGCCUUACAAGUGUGAAAUUUGUUUUAAGCGAUUUAGUGAAGCAGGAACUUUAAAAAAACAUUUAAUGAUACACACUGGAGAAAAGCCGUACAAGUGCGAAAUUUGUUUUAAGCAAUUUACUCAUAUUGGACAAUUGAAAAUACAUUUAAGGAUACACACUGGCGAAAAGCAUUACAAGUGCGAAAUUUGUUUUACGCAAUUUAAUCAAGCAGGAUCUUUGAAAAAGCAUUUAACAAUACACACUGGAGAAAAGCCUUACCAAGUGCGAAAUUUGUUCUAA